UGUGUGUGUGUGUGUGUGUGUGUGUGUGUGUGCGCGCGCACGCCCGCGCGCAACACACAGCGCCCCUGGGUCUGUGUUUUCACUGCACUUUCCUGUUGGUUUUCAGCUGCCCCGCCAGCUCCAGGGAGGGCACUGGGCCAGUGGCUGUCCCCGCCUUUAUAAAGGGCUGGUGGGCCUUGGGGAAGCGUGCACAGCUGCCCAGCCUGGAGACACAGAGAAGCCCUGCCCUAUCUUCUGCUUCCCCUGCGGGCAGCUUAGACCAUGGGAGGCCCUCACAGCGUUGCAUUGUUCGUCUUUCACGUGCUGUGUGUCUUGCUGACUCUGUCGGAAGCUGGGUCCCGGAACACCACGGCCUGUGCUAGGCAGUGCCCUGCAAACUCCUCAUGUGUCGGUGGCGACGUCUGCCGCUGCGCUCCGGGAUUCAGUUCUUCAUCUGGGGAGGACUUCACCGACACCUUCGGCAGCUGUGAUGACAUCAACGAGUGCGGACCACCCUUGACAGUGUCCUGUGGAAAAUUAGCAGACUGCCAGAACACGGAAGGGGGCUAUGACUGCAUGUGCAUCCCAGGAUAUGAGCUUACUUCUGGGGCAACAGUGUUCAAGAAUGAGAGUGAGAACACGUGUCGAGAUGUGGAUGAAUGUCAGCAGAAACCCAAAGUCUGUAAAGGCCGCAGUGUCUGCAUCAACACGCCGGGCAGCUACAUCUGCCGGUGCCCACCUGGCUUGAAGCUCAACCUGGAGGACCCAAGACAUUGCACAGAUGUGAAUGAAUGUACCUCGGGGAGAAACCCAUGCCACAACUCCAGCCACUGCUUCAACCUCGUGGGCACCUAUAAGUGCCACUGCCGUCCAGGCUGGAAGCCAGUUCCUGGGGCCCCCAGCAGCCCAAACAACACUGUCUGCGAAGAUAUGGAUGAGUGCAGCUCCGGGCAGCAUCAGUGUCACAACUCCACCAUCUGCGUCAACAACGUGGGUUCAUACACGUGUCGGUGCCGCCAAGGCUGGGUGCCCAAACCCGGAUUCCAGGAUAAGCAAAUGGGCACCAUCUGCGAAGAGAUCUCCUUCCCCACCUGGACCGCACCCCCUGAAAUCAAGAGCCAGAGUCUCUCUGACUUCUUUGAAAGAGUCCAGAAAAUGAGCAUAGACUUCAACUCAGCCUUGCCUCAGGAAACCAUCCAGUACCUCAUCAUGUCACUGGAUGACCUGUUGAAAACCCCAGGGGACCUGGAGGCCUUGGACCUGUCUUCCAGGCACCACACAGCCACCUACCUGCUCUCAGGCCUCGAACAAAUCCUGAGGACCCUGGCCAAAGCCAUGUCUAAUGGCUCCUUCAUCUACCAUUCUCCUGGGGACACAGAGCUGUCCCUGAUGGUCCAGGAGCAGGGGAAUGGAAACAUCACCGUGGGCCAGAGCCAGGCACGGAUGCUGCUGGACUGGGCCGUGGCAGCUGGAGCCGAGAAGUCCGGUCCCACCGUGGUAGGAAUCCUCUCCAGCCCGAACAUGCAGAAAUUGCUGGCCAAUGCCUCUUUGGACCUGGACUUGGAGAAGCAAACCGAGCUGAAAGAGAUCUACGAAAGUCCUGUCCGCGGUGCCCAGCUCAGGCUUCUUUCAGCCGUCAACUUGGUCUUUCUGAGCAACACGAACACAGAUAAACUCAACUCCAAGGUCACCUUCGCCUUCUCCCACCCUUGGGAGAUGCCUGGGACAAGGCAGGAGCUGAUCUGCGCCUUCUGGAGGAGUGACAGCAACAGGAGAGGGUACUGGUCCACCUCGGGCUGCCAGACGCUGGGCAGCGGGAAUGGCAGCACCACCUGCCAAUGCAAUCAUCUGAGCAGCUUUGCCAUCCUCAUGGCCCACUACGAUGUGGAGGACUGGAAGCUGGCCCUGAUCACCAAGGUGGGACUGGCUUUGUCGCUGGUCUGCCUGCUGCUGUGCAUUCUCACCUUCCUGCUGGUGCGGCCCAUCCAGGGCUCGCGCACCACGGUGCACCUGCACCUCUGCAUCUGCCUCUUCGUGGGCUCUACCGUCUUCCUGGCGGGCAUCGAGAACGAAGGCGGCCAGGUUGGGCUGCGCUGCCGCCUGGUGGCCGCGAUGCUGCACUACUGCUUCCUGGCCGCCUUCUGCUGGAUGAGCCUCGAGGGCGUGGAGCUCUACUUCCUCGUGGUGCGCGUGUUCCAAGGCCAAGGCCUGAGAAAGCGCUGGCUGUGCCUGAUCGGCUACGGCGUGCCGCUGUUCAUCGUGGCCGUCUCGGCAGCCAUCAAGAGCCAGGGCUACGGCCGCCCCCAGUACUGCUGGUUGGACCACGCCAACGGCUUCCUCUGGAGCUUCCUGGGACCUGUGACCUUCAUCGUUUUGUGCAAUGCUGUCAUCUUCGUGAUUACUGUCUGGAAGCUCACUCAGAAGUUUUCUGAAAUCAACCCAGACAUAAAGAAACUAAAGAAGGCCAGGGUGCUGACCAUCACCGCCAUCGCCCAGCUCUUUGUGUUGGGCUGCACCUGGGUCUUCGGCCUGUUCCUCUUCGACCAGCGUAGCUGGGUGCUGUGCUACACCUUCAGCAUCCUCAACAGCCUGCAGGGCCUCUUCCUCUUUGUGCUGUACUGCCUCCUCAACAAGAAGGUGGGCUGCAGGGCGGGCUGCGGGCGGGGCUGGGACCCUAGUCCCGGGGCCCCCUCCUCCCCUGACCUGGCACCCUGUGCCCCACAGGUGAGGGAGGAGUACCGGAGGUGGGCCUGCAUGGUCACCAGGAACAAGUACUCCGAGUUCGCCACAUCCACCUCUGGGUCUGGCUCCAGCCAGAGUCAGACUCAGGCCCUCAGGCCCUCAGAGUCUGGCAUGUGAAGGCGCCGUCCUGGCCGGGCCAGCGGCUCCCGUGGCCUCCGCAGCUCCUGCACAUGCUGAAGACCUCCUCUCCUCUCCCACUGCUCUGCUCCCUCCUGCCCUGGUCCCCAUACGCACCAUGGAGAGGAGGGUGACAACUGCCACCUGGCACCGUACUCCAGAAUACCCAGCCAGGGUGGAGAGCCGGACCUACUGGGCCUGCUUCUGGCUGCCUCUCAGCUCCACCCUAGCCAGGACCCAGGGCAGGGGCAGAAGCUGGCCCAGGACUGCAGCCCCUUGCCCUGGCACACAAGGCCCAGACAGACUGAGGGCUCCUGUGCCCAGCCUGGCCCUCCCCGCUCAUCUGUCUUUGCUACAGAACAAGAGGCCAGGGUGCUGGGGCUCAGCACCGGUUAAGCUAAGACUGAGGUCAGGGGUGGGAGAAGGGCAGGGCCGAAGGCUCAUGGUACAGAGGCCCAUCUGCCCCCAGGGCAGAGGGUUCUCACUGAUGUGAAGGCUGUGGAUACUGUGUAAUGUUUUUUAUCUGUAUAAACCUUUCAGUGUUGACACUUAAAAUUAAAUAUCACGUUGACAUA
Molecule: messenger RNA, 3413 nt
Organism: Aethalodelphis obliquidens (Pacific white-sided dolphin)
Lineage: Eukaryota; Metazoa; Chordata; Mammalia; Artiodactyla; Delphinidae
Gene: ADGRE5
Product: adhesion G protein-coupled receptor E5
Exons: 19
Coding region: 262-2838 (858 amino acids)
Biological process (GO): adenylate cyclase-activating G protein-coupled receptor signaling pathway; cell surface receptor signaling pathway
Cellular component (GO): plasma membrane
Molecular function (GO): calcium ion binding; G protein-coupled receptor activity
Source: RefSeq, a predicted model, not a curated record